AUGGUCAAAGAGACUAAACUCUACGACCUCCUGGGUAUAUCCCCCACCGCAAAUGCAGACGAGAUUAAGAAGGCCUACCGGAAAGCCGCUCUAAAAUGGCACCCCGACAAGAACAAGGACAACCCGGACGCUGCCGAGCGCUUCAAGGAGUGUGGCCAGGCCUACGAAAUCCUCUCUGACCCAGAAAAGCGAAAGCUCUACGACCAGUUCGGCCUCGAGGUGCUUUUGCGGGGUGGUGCCCCGCCUCCGGAUGCUGGACCUGGACCAGGCCCGAACCCAUUUGCUGGAGCCGGCGCUGGCGGUAUGCCCGAGGGCUUUGCUUCCUUCUUUUCGAACGCAGCUGGCGGCGGCGGCGGCGGUGGCGGCACGCGCUUCUCGUACGGCUUCAACUUUAGCGAUCCGAACGACCUCUUCCGGAACACCUUCCGCGAGAGCAGUGGUGGCGGCGAUCCGUUUGAGGAUAUUCUGUUUGGUGCUACGAGGGGUGCUUCUGCUGGCAGGUCACGCGGGCCUAGGGGGUCUUUUGGAUCUGAAAGCAUGAGGGCCAGGCAGCCGACGCCAGAGGUGACCACGGUGGAGAGGCCGCUGCCGCUUUCGUUGGAGGAUCUCUUCAAUGGCGUGACCAAGAAGAUGAAGAUUAAGCGCAAGACUUUUGAUGAGACUGGGAAGCGGAUAACGACGGAUACGGUGCUGGAAGUGCCCAUCAAGCCUGGUCUCAAGAAGGGGAGCAAGAUUAGGUUUAAGGGUGUCGGUGAUCAGGAGGAGGGUGGGCAGCAGGAUUUGGUGUUUAUUGUUGAGGAGAAACCCCAUCCGCUUUUUGCCCGUGAGGGCGACGACAUCGUUCACACGAUCGACCUGGAUCUCAAGGAAGCCUUGACGGGCUGGAAGCGGCAAGUGACGACGAUUGAGGGCAAGAACCUCAACAUUGACAAGGCCGGCCCGACGCAACCCGGCAGCUCGGAUACCUACCCCGGACUGGGUAUGCCAAUCUCGAAGAAGCCCGGCCAGCGCGGCAACUUUAUCGUUAGAUAUAACGUCAAGUUUCCCAUGACGUUGACGCCAACGCAAAAGGCAAAGUUGAAGGAGAUUUUGUGA
Messenger RNA from Podospora anserina S mat+, 1095 nucleotides. RefSeq lists its product as uncharacterized. The record is from RefSeq and is a predicted model, not a curated record. Gene Ontology annotation, cellular component: cytosol. The coding region runs from base 1 to 1095 and encodes 364 amino acids. Lineage: Eukaryota; Fungi; Ascomycota; Sordariomycetes; Sordariales; Podosporaceae. Gene Ontology annotation, biological process: translational initiation. The transcript is spliced from 3 exons. Gene Ontology annotation, molecular function: protein-folding chaperone binding.